Messenger RNA from Macadamia integrifolia, 1241 nucleotides. RefSeq names its product translation machinery-associated protein 22-like. The coding region runs from base 170 to 763 and encodes 197 amino acids. The transcript has 7 exons. Gene Ontology annotation, molecular function: translation initiation factor activity; mRNA binding. The record is from RefSeq and is a predicted model, not a curated record. Gene Ontology annotation, biological process: formation of translation preinitiation complex; translation reinitiation. Lineage: Eukaryota; Viridiplantae; Streptophyta; Magnoliopsida; Proteales; Proteaceae.
CACCCACAUUCCCCAUUCUAUAGAUUCCCAGUCCCUUCAGAAAUUUUCCUUUUAAAGCUGAACCGAAAAUUUUCUUCCCAGAACGCUUUUCUGCAAGAUCGCAAGAGGUUCGAAAACAAGAUAGCGAUAUAGCAUUGGUAAAGCAACAGAGCCUCAGUGGGGAGCUUCAAUGGCGGAGAAGCCGCAACCGGUUCGCGUUCUAUACUGUCCAGUUUGUAGUCUCCCCGCCGAAUACUGUGAAUUUGGUCCGGAUUUUCAGAAAUGCAAGCCCUGGCUGAUUGAAAACGCUCCGGAGCUGUAUCCCGAUCUCCUGAAAGAAUCAGAUGAGAAGGAAGCUGAUAAGGUUUCUGAACGGCUCCAAUCGGUUGGAAUUUCUUCCGCCGGCGUCGAUGGGUCAGCUCCUCGAGGAGGUACCUCAACAUCGAAGCAAGAAGAAGUAAAACGUCUUCCUGGUGGAAAGAUAAAGAAGAUAGAGAAGCAAGAAGUUGUUAUCGAAAAAGUUGUUCGUAACAAGCGCAAAUGUGUCACCAUGGUGAAAGGACUAGAGCUUUUCGGAAUCAAACUCAGCGAUGCUUCCAAGAAACUUGGGAAAAAAUUUGCUACAGGAGCAUCUGUUGUUAAGGGUCCGACUGAGAAGGAUCAAAUUGAUGUCCAGGGUGACAUAUCCUACGAUAUCGUGGAGUUCAUCACUGAGACCUGGCCUGAUGUCCCAGAAACUGCUAUUUAUUUCAUUGAAGAUGGCAGAAAAGUGGCUGCUGCAUAAAUUGGGAUUCAAGAAGCGUGUUGGUGCUGACUUUUGGCUGGAUGACAAUCUUUGUGCAAAAUACCAAGAGAAGGGGCCAUUUGACCUUCCACUCCAGAUGGGUGAAUUCUCACCUAAACAUUGCACUUUUAAUUAGACAGGUCACUUGAUGACCCAGAAAAUGAGAAGGGAGAACGGCCACUAGUAAUGCCAUAAUUGGUUAGGGACGUGUUAUUUGACCUUGUUGCUGGAGAUAAAUAUGUUUUUGUAGUUGGGAAUGUUUGUAGAAAAGUGAUGGAUGUCUUCUGUACAUAGAUGUGAGUUCUUUUAGAUAAUACCAUGAUAUUUCUUUCUGUGCUUGAUAAAAAAAAAUUCCAACAUGCAGCUUAUAAGCGAUGGCCAUGGUUGUUAUUUCCUGUAAACCUGUCUGGAUGGAGGGUCUCUUUCCGAUCCCCAUUAUUAUCUGAGAAAUGAUAUAACUGGAAUUGUAGUUCUUUUA